Cyphellophora europaea CBS 101466 is the source of this 378-nucleotide messenger RNA. RefSeq lists its product as uncharacterized. Bases 1 to 378 code for a protein of 125 amino acids. NCBI's taxonomy places the organism in Eukaryota, Fungi, Ascomycota, Eurotiomycetes, Chaetothyriales, Cyphellophoraceae. The transcript has a single exon. The record is from RefSeq and is a predicted model, not a curated record.
AUGCAGAAUUGCACCAAGUUGGUCAACGAUGCGAUCCGUCUUGCUCACGAGAUGCGACUCACCACCACCACGUAUAGUUGGGGGACCUUCAAUGCAGGUGCAACAGAGUCACAGCUCUUCUACAGUGGCGAGCUUGGAAAGUACAAAUUGGUAGACGCCAAGACGGGUCAGAAGCUGAAGCGCUCGUCUGUCAAGGACCUUGCUUCAGAUACAGUCAUCGGCGACAAGGUUUGCACCAUAUUUCCAGCUCUGGAGCGGAAAGGAAGCAAUCGGGGAAAAUUGGCCCUGGUCGAGGAAACCAUGCUUGUCAGCAUCAGGGAGAGAUACCGUCAGAAGCCGAAGCGUAAGGCGGUGGUGGACACCAUUGCGAAGGGAUGA